Molecule: messenger RNA, 3126 nt
Organism: Plasmodium fragile
Lineage: Eukaryota; Apicomplexa; Aconoidasida; Haemosporida; Plasmodiidae
Exons: 1
Coding region: 1-3126 (1041 amino acids)
Source: RefSeq, a predicted model, not a curated record
AUGCGCCGCUCAGAAGACCCCAUGUGCGACACAAACGACGUGCAUUCAGUGGAAAAAACGCUGGGUAUGGAGAAAAAAAAUUCGCUUCACAUUUUUGGGACACACAGAGAACAGUCCGAUAGCAAGAAGAAGCGAGUCCAAUGCAGGGCUUUACAGGCGGAUGGACAGUACAAGAAAGAAAUUUUUCGCAAAAUGAAGGAUUUUUACAAAAAUAAUGAGGACACAAGUUUGGGUUGCGAUGGGAGCCCAGAUAGGGACUUUAACCUUUUUCGGGAAAACCCCAGCGGGGAAAAUCCUAGUGACGAAAAAAUGAGAGGGGAAGAAGUAAAGGCGAAAAAUGGUUCGGCAGAUGAAGAGCAGGAAGAAAAUAUAGCAAAACCUUUUAAUAAGAGAAGGAAGACGCUGUUACACGAAGUGGCAUAUGCCUCAUCGGAAAGUAAUUCGAAAAGUAAACGCGAAGUUGGAAGGAGAACAGAUGGAACAGAGCCCAUUGGAUGUGACCACAUUGAACGGGAUAAUAGGAGGCUUUCACCUGAAGAUGUUAACCUAGGGGAACAUACUCCUACGGAUAAUUUAGUUCAAAGGGAGGACAAAACGGAUGGUACAAAAGGGGCAAUAGAACUAGAUAUGAUAGACACUCAUCCUGCUGUUAACAGGAGAAGUGAUGCUUCCCCCCCUCCAAAUGAGCACUCGGAUGAAGAGGGUAAUAAAGGGGAAAACGAAUUAAACGGAGGCUGUACCGUUGAAGAAGACAGAAAAAAUGCUCAAAUUAGUUUUGAUGGAAAGAUAACUGCUCAUUAUGGGAAUGAUAAGGAUGCUUUAUGUCACAUGCACUGCAAUGGAUUAGAAGUAGGAAGUGAGAGAAAGGGUAAGGACCACACCUCUGCACGGAAAAGACGACGUAGUUCUGUAACAUCAGAUAAGAAAAACGGAAAAAAUGAUUCAGCCACUGUUGAUUCUUAUGAUAUUCAAAGGGAAAAUAUUCCCAAUAAGCGUAUGCGCUAUGCUGGCGAGGAUAAUGCGAGUAUCGACACUGCAAUAUGUGAGGAGCAAAUGAAUGACAAAACGCAGUCCAUACAGAAGAGGGGGUCAAAGAUUGGUGAUGCUAAUGGUAGAAGUGAAGCCACUUUCAGAAAAGCCCUUAAGCAUGUGUUCAGCGGUAACAACAGUAUCGUUAAAAAUAGUAUUGUUGAGAAGAAGAAAAAGAUUAAGAGCAUUCACAACGAGAUUUUGAGCCUCAUUAGUGCGGAUAGCCUUACAAGGAAGGGAGAGCUCAUGAACUGCGGAGUGAAUUCUGUAGGCACAACAGAUUUAUCACUUGAUGAGGGGGGCGAAAGGGAGAAGCAGGUACAUACAGGAGUGAAUGAAAGAGAGGGAAAUGGAGGAGAUCCACAGGUAGACAACCACACCGGGACGUUUGCAGAGUAUCAACUUGUUAGCCCGUCUGAAGAAAGGCUCAUUUUAGAGGAGUACAGAUCGGUGUGCUGCGAUGAGUGGGGAUCACUCAAAAAAGAGGUACACCAAAUGGAAUACGAAAAUGAUAGCCGUGUACAGAGAGGAGUGGAAAUAUAUAACAAAAUGGAUACGUCUAUGGAGGAGAGUAGAAAGGGACACAGAUCAACACAUGGAAGUCAAAAUUGUCCUUUGGAAACGUCUUCUUUAUAUAAUGCCGAGUUGGUGGAAAAGGGCCCAAAUUGUGUGAUGAUCCCUCAGAAGGGAGAUAUUUACAAGGAGAGACUUCCACGUGAAGGGAGAAUCCCAUGUAAACCACAACCAAGGAGCAGCCUGCUAAAAAAGGUAAAGCUAAUGUAUGAGAGGGAAAAAAAAACAUUGGAGAUAAAUAGAAAAUACCUGAAUAAGUAUGGUUACUUUAAAAUAAUUAUGAACACAUACACUAGAAAUGAUCUUCUCAACAUGAACGAACACGGCGUGGAUUUUGACUUGUCAAGGAUUUUGUUUUCACAUGACAUUAUAAAGAAAAUUAACCAAGUGAACUUCAAGACGGUUAUAAAAGCUCUGGACUUUUACGGCUAUCUAUACGACAAUACAUUUUUAAAAAGGCUAUCUAAUAAGGUGAGUAUAAACGAAUGGCUAUGUAAUGGCAUUUUUUUUCAAAAAAUAUUUACAAGGAAGGUGUUAAAUGUGGGCAUAUUCUUUGACCUUGUGUAUCAUUUCUUGUAUUUGAAUCCUGCCUUUAUCGAUUUUUUCUUUAGCAAAAAUGGGGGGAGUUUUGUAAAAAAAUUUUCUCUCUAUGACAAAUAUAAGGCGCUCAGAUUAGUGAACAACAUUGUUGCUCAGUUGAAGAUUAUUAGACCGUCUACGGAGUCGGUGGUGAAAUUUCUCUUCGGUUUUUUUUCAAGUACAAAGGGAGGGGAAGAGGCAAUAAGAAGGGGUAGGAAGAAGGCUUUAUAUAGGGGUCAACUCGGAAACAAGGACCACUCGGCGGAUGUAACCGUGGGGAAUGUUGCCGUGCAGGAUGCGACCGUGGCAGCAUGGACGGCCCCCAUUAACCAAAGUAAACAUUUAGUGAGGAAGCCAAAGGGAUGGAAGGAAAAUGCCCACGUGUAUAUAAAAAAUACCAAGUUUAAAAAAACGGGGCUACGAAAUAUUUUAAAUAAAAUUUGGGAAAAGACGGAUCUGUACGUAAAGGAGGAAGUGUAUUAUGGCAACAACUUUACCGUUAGGAGAAGGUUGAGAGAAAAUAAAAGCUAUCAUUUGAAAAUGCUCAACAAUCUUUUAUUCGAGUCUAAUGACACAACGAGUUCGCGUGGCUCUUAUUCAUUUGGGGGCGAUCAGGAGGAAGGGGGGCUGGGUUACAGCUUCGAAAAAUCAGGCGAAAUUAACUUUGGCAUUAACGAAAAAAUGAGUCAGUCGUUUCACCAAAAUAGGUACCAUCAGGGCAGCGGCGCGGAUGGAGGUGAUAACUCAGACGAUGGUGAUAAUAUAGAUGGCGCUGAUCAUGUAGACGCAGUUGAUAACGAGGACGGCGGUGAUAACGUAGAUGGUGGUGACAACGCGAUUGCCUGCGACGAGAGGAGAGCCACCAAAACGUUUCACUCGCUGGACUGCGUGCCGAACGUAUCCUUCGAUUUGUUCUCGCACGAGGGGGACUCCUUCCAAAGGUGA